AUGUUUCAAAAAAAUAGUCGAGGUGUAAGGAAAAAAACAAAAUCGGUAGGAAUAUGUAUUUUUACAACAAUUCCACCGGAAAUGUUUAUAAACAUAUGUCAGUACCUACCGCCUGUAGACUUAUUGUCACUGGCACGUAUUUGCAAGAAGUUCAAUGGUUUCUUGUGCACUGAACAUUCAAUAACAACACAAGAAAUUUGGCGGGCUUCGAGAGCAGAAUAUUUGCCUUUCUUACAGAUGCCUCCACCAGACGGCAUGUCAGAACGUCAAUAUAUUAGACUGGUUUUCGAGCGUGGAUGCCAAUUCUGUGGUAAAGGUAAAAUACGAAAAGUUUAUUGGGAAUAUAACGUAAGGUCUUGUGAGCAAUGUCUGAAAGCAAGGACGAUUAGACAAGAUGAAAUUCAAAAACAAAUUAUUUCCAAGAUGUAUGGUUUUGAUAUGCCAAAUAUAUAUUUUUUAGAAGAAAUAAUUUCUGGACUUACAUUUAUACCAUCAUGGUCACGACGCGCAUGGGAUAGGGGAACUAGACGUCGUCCCUCGAGCGUCUAUUGGUACGAACAUGUUAUUCAAGCACUUGAAGAAUAUAAAAAAGUUCCACCAUCGUUUAGAAGAGAAUGGUUAAAACAAAAACGGGAAGAAGGCGCUGCAAAAAUGAAAGAAGUUGUUAAACGAAAGCUAGAAACUGAUAUGGAUUUACGUAUCAAAAACAAAGAAAAUUCUCAAAAAAAACUUCAACGACUUUCCACAAUUCAAGCAAAAUUAAGCGCAAUGAAAGUUGAAAGGAAUACAAACAAUUGCCUAAAAUACAAUGAUACACUUGAGGAGUGUCCUUCUUAUCUAAACUGUACAUUAAUAAAUGUUCGUCUAUCAACUCAACCAUUUACGGAUAGAGCAUGGUUUCUCUUAAGAAAGAAAUUGGAUAAAGAAUAUGAGCAUCUCUGUGAAAUAAAGAGAAGAGAGCGACGAAGAAAAGAAAGAUCUAUGUCAGAAGAUACUGUCUUUCAGUUAAGACAAUUUGAUAUUUAUCAAAUAGCAAAACAGUGGCGACCAGAUCCAAAAACCCAAAUUGUUGAAGAAAUCGAUAAUUUAGCCGAUAUCAUGGAUUCUUCAAACAACGAAACUGUCCAAGAUAUUACAACUUCACCUAAUAUUAUGUCAAUCAAUUCGUUACUAUUGCCAGUCUCAGCUAAUGAUAUUUCUUUUAAAAUGGAAACCUCAUCUACUAUAAAUUAUCCUAAUUCAUUAUCAAAUACUCAUGACUGCUAUUUAUCUAAUUGGGAAGAUCAUAUGGAUUAUUUAUCUUUAUUAAUUGAUAUUGAAGAUUGGUUUACUUCACACACCACUGAUCAGAAUGAUACGACUUUAGAUAUACUUCAUUACCUUCCAUGGUGUCCAUCAUUUAAAAAUCCACCUUUUCACGAUAACAAUCCAUAUAUCUUAUGGGAUGAACAAUUCCUAAUGAAUACACUAAUGCCACAAAUCUGGAAUGAAGCAUUAGCUCUACAGUCAAACCCAGGUUCAAUAAAAACAAUACAAGGUGCUGUUCUUGGCGGUUAUAAAGAAACUAGUAGAUUUAAAUGUAAAAUAUGUAACAAAUUUAACUUGACUUCAUAUACGAACAUCAGACUUCAUUUAUUCUAUAUUCAUAAAAUUACUCACAUCUUGGACGAAGAGAUGAUUGAAGUUGUAUCUGUUAUAGAUCCUCUGAUAAUAUCUCAUUCGCCUACUGACAUUGUGGAUAAGUUAGUUACCACCGUUAUUAAAGUCGUCGUUAUUGGAGUCGUCGUUGUGUAUAUUGAAGGCUUUCGUCGUUUCGGUAACGUUGGUAAACUUUCGUCGUUUCAGUAUUAUUGGUGA
Messenger RNA from Scutellospora calospora, 1857 nucleotides. The record is from the annotation of a GenBank genome assembly. NCBI's taxonomy places the organism in Eukaryota, Fungi, Glomeromycota, Glomeromycetes, Diversisporales, Gigasporaceae.